Manacus vitellinus (golden-collared manakin) is the source of this 2132-nucleotide messenger RNA. Its product is annotated as integrin alpha-L-like. The annotation marks the transcript as partial. The transcript has 18 exons. Gene Ontology annotation, molecular function: integrin binding. Gene Ontology annotation, biological process: integrin-mediated signaling pathway; cell-cell adhesion; cell adhesion mediated by integrin. Gene Ontology annotation, cellular component: integrin complex; external side of plasma membrane. The record is from RefSeq and is a predicted model, not a curated record. Lineage: Eukaryota; Metazoa; Chordata; Aves; Passeriformes; Pipridae.
CACUGCCCCACAUCGGAGCCUUCAGCAUCCACCCGGUCCCACAUCGGGUCCUGACCCCCGGCCAGGGCCGGAGCUUCGGGCACCAGGUGUUGCCACUGGAUGGGGCCCGAGUGCUGGUGGGGGCCCCGGCAGAGGUGGGAGAUGGGGGGCAGCUGUUCCAGUGCUCGGUGCAAAGUGGGGAGUGCCAGAAGGUGCAGCUGGAAGGGAACAGCACCCGGACCCACAUAGGAAUGGCCUUGGCCCGGGAUGGUGAUAUCACAAUCGCCUGUGGCCCCGGCUUGACCCAUGUCUGCGAUCGCAAUGUCUACACGAACGGGGUCUGUGUCCUGCUGGACCCCCAGCUGAGAACAUGGCAGGAGCUGAUGCCUGGAUACCAAGGCUGCCAGCGGGGCCCGGUGGACCUGGUGUUCCUGUUCGAUGACUCCAGCAGCAUGAGCACCUCCCAGUUCAAGGCCAUCCGGGACUUCAUGGUGGAUGUGAUGGAGAAGCUGCAGAACACCUCGAUCCAUAGCUUCGAGCGGCUCCGCGGCCUCUUCCAGGAGUUGCAGGCGCGGCUCUACAACAUCGAGGGUACCACCCAGCUGCACAGUUUCCACUUGGAGAUGUGCUCCAGCGGGAUCAGCGUUGAUGUCAUCCAGGGCCGGCGGGUGACGGGGGCUGUAGGGGCUGAUAACUGGGCGGGGGGGCUGCUGGAGCUGCUGGAGCUGCAGGAGAACGAGACCUUCGUGCCCAAUCCCCACCCAAAGGAGAGCAGGCCCGAGGGGUACCUGGGCUACGCCUUGGCCGGGCUGCGCGUCCCCGGCCGGGCGCUGGUGGCUGCAGGUGCCCCCCGUCACCUCUACGUGGGUGGGGUCGUCCUCUUUGAGGUCCCUGAAGCCACUGGGGACUGGAAGGCGCUGCAGACCCUCGAAGGGGAGCAGGUGGGGUCCUAUUUCGGGGCCACCCUUUGCGCCCUGGACCAGGGCGGGGGGACGGUGGCACUGCUGGUGGGGGCCCCCAGCCACUACGAUGGGCGCUGGGGAGGACGAGUGCACCUGUACAGGUGGGAGGAGGAUGCCCUGCACCCCUCUGGGCAGCUUUAUGGUGCUCCAGGUCACCCCUUGGGCCGUUUCGGGGCGUCGCUGGCCACCCUGGGAGACCUGGACGGUGACAACCUGCCAGAGGUGGCUGUGGGGGCCCCGCUGGAGGAUGAGGAGCGUGGGGCUGUCUACAUCUUUUGGGGGCAACCCGGGGGAGUGGAGCUCCACCCCCGCCAGAGGCUGCAGGGGGACGUGGUGGCCCUGGGGCGUUUUUUCGGACAGGCGGUGGCCGGGGGCCUGGACCUGACAGGGGAUGGGCUGGCAGACAUGGCAGUGGGGAUGGAGGGACAUGUCGUGGUGAUGAGGUCCCGCCCAGUGCUGAGGGUCACCACCAACUUGACCUUUGACCCUCCUGUGAUCUCAACCCGCGGGGUCGACUGUUCUGAUGUCACCAUUGUCACCAUUGUCACCCUCCAGCUCUGCCUGCACCGCCCAGGUGACCUGCUGACCCCCGUGACCUUCCGGGUGGAUGUCGACCCGCAGCGGGCACAAGGUCGGGGGGAAUUCGGGGAGGGGCAGCGGAGCUGGGACGGGGAGAUGCAGCCAGGGCUGAGCUGCCAGAGCAAGGAACUGAGGGUGCUGCCCUGCCUCGAGGACUUUGUCACCCCUAUCCGUGCCAGUGUCACCAUCGCCCUGCCCGAAAGGGACCCCCCAGGGCCCAUCCUGCCUCCCAGCACUGGCCCCACCUGGGUCGAGAUCCCCUUCGAGCAGAACUGUGGGGACGAUGAGGUGUGCAAAGCUGACUUGGAGGUCAGGGUGAUGCUGGGGGACGCAGCUGUUUUGGGGGUUCCCAGCGCCGAACUGAGGGUUCAGCUGAUUGUGGACAACAGGAGGGAAGAUGCUUAUAAGGCGGCCCUACAAGUGCAGCACCCCCCGGGGGUCUCCUAUCGGUGGGCCCGGGCCAGCCAGUUCUUGUCCUCGCCCUGCCAGGGCACGGGUAGGUUUCCUGUCCCACUGUCUCUUGUCUUCCCCAUGGUCAAUUGUAGCCACACCAAGCAGGGCGGCUGUGAGGAGUCGGUGCUGCACAAACUGUGUGAGAACUGGGAAGAAUAA